Molecule: messenger RNA, 3335 nt
Organism: Aspergillus saccharolyticus JOP 1030-1
Lineage: Eukaryota; Fungi; Ascomycota; Eurotiomycetes; Eurotiales; Aspergillaceae
Product: putative importin beta-2 subunit
Exons: 3
Coding region: 38-2842 (934 amino acids)
Biological process (GO): protein import into nucleus
Cellular component (GO): nucleus; cytoplasm
Molecular function (GO): protein binding; nuclear import signal receptor activity
Source: RefSeq, a predicted model, not a curated record
UCUCCCCCUCCUUCCCCCCCCUUCUUUUUUCUUCAUCAUGGAGUGGCAACCGCAGGACGAGCCAUUGGUUCAGUUGGCCUGCUGUCUCAGGAAUUCUCUGAACGGUCGUGAUUCCGUGCUUCAAAAGCAGGCCGAACAGAUGCUAGUACAAGCGACCUCUUCACCAGAUUAUGUCAACUAUAUUACCUGGCUCUUUUGCACUCCACAGGCCCCUUCGGAUUUCCCUAUGGACCAAAAAACCUACGAGAUGGUCCGUUUCGCCGCCGCCAUGAACCUCAAGACUAAGAUUCGCGUCGCCUAUGCUACAAUCAACGGGGAAUCUCUCAGCUACAUCCGUUCGGCGACUCUGAUCAGUUUACGCGACCAUAAUAUGCAAGUGCGGAGCUCCGCCGGUAACAUUAUCACAGAGUUGGUUCAGCAGGCCGGGUUGCUGGCAUGGCCAGAUGUCCUCAACGAGCUGCUGUCGCUUGUCGAAAACUCCGGGAAUGUACCGAGCUUCACCCAAGAAGCAGCCAUGUCCGCUCUCGCCAAGGUCUGCGAAGACAACCGCAAGAUCCUGGAUCGCGAUUACCAGGGCCAGUGCCCGCUCGACGUGAUUAUCCCGAAGCUUCUCGAGUUCACCUCCAACCAGAGCGCCAAAGUCCGUUCGAUGGCCCUCCGCACAAUUCACACUUUCCUGCCCACCCGACCUAAGGCGCUUGUCGCCUCCAUGGAUUUAUUCCUGUCGCACCUGUUUCAAUUAGCCAACGAUGCCAGCACCGAUGUCCGCCGGACGGUGUGUCAAACCUUCGCCCAGCUGGUGGACUUCGCUCCGGAGAAACUGAUCCCUCACAUGGAAGGGCUUGUCGACUAUAUAAUCAUGCAACAGAACAAUCAGGAGGAUCCGGAGCUUGCGCUUGAUGCGGCUGAGUUCUGGCUCGUUGCAGGUGAACAGGUGAAGCUGCAGCAGCCACUGGCCCCGCAUAUGCCCAAGAUCGUACCCGUCUUGUUGCGGAGCAUGGUCUACGAUGAAGACGAGGCCAUCCGCUUGGCCGCAGAGGGCGAGGAUGCCGAGGAAGAGGAUCGCGCUGAAGAUCUCCGUCCUCAAUUUGCGAAGUCGAAAGGUGCACGCCUGGAUACUGGCAAGCCGGACCAAGCUAACGGCAAUGCGGUCUCCGAGAAUGAGGAUGAUGAGCUGAGCGAGGGUGAGAUCGAGGACUCUGAAUUCGGAGAUGAUCCUGAGGAUGAGUGGACUCUCCGCAAGUGCUCCGCAGCGGCCUUGGACGUCUUCUCCAAUGUCUACCACGAACCAAUCUUCGAGAUCAUUCUGCCCUAUCUGAUGGAGACCCUCCGUCACGAACAGUGGCCCCAGCGCGAAGCUGCUGUUCUGACCUUGGGGGCCGUUGCUGACGGUUGCAUGGACGCGGUCACUCCCCACCUUCCCCAGCUCGUUCCUUAUCUGAUCUCGUGUCUGAAUGACAGCCAGCCCGUCGUGCGCCAAAUCACUUGCUGGUGCUUAGGACGGUAUUCCGAGUGGGCUUCCCAUCUGUCCGAUCCCUCGGAAAGAGCUCGUUACUUUGAGCCCAUGAUGGACGGUAUUCUGCGUCGUAUGCUUGACGGUAACAAGAAAGUCCAAGAGGCAGCUGCGUCGGCAUUCGCAAGCCUUGAGGAGAAGUCUGAUGCUAACUUGAUCCCCUACUGCGAACCGAUCCUCCAACAGUUUGUUCAGUGUUUUGGAAAAUACAAGGAUCGCAAUAUGUAUAUCCUGUACGAUUGUGUACAGACCUUGGCGGAGUGCGUCAUGGGAGAGUUGGCGCAACCUCACCUCGUGAACAUCCUGAUGCCUGCGCUUAUUGAUCGCUACAAUAAGGUCGCCGACCAGUCUCGCGAGCUAUUCCCUCUGCUGGAGUGCCUCGGUUAUAUUGCCGCCGCUUACGGGGAUGCGUUUGCUCCCUUUGCGCAGCCUCUCUUCCAGCGGUGUAUCAAGAUCAUCUAUGAAAACUUGCAAGAGUACAUGGUAUCAGUCAGCAAUCAGGGUGUUGAGGAGCCGGACAAGGACUUCUUGGUUACCAGCUUAGACCUUCUGAGCGCGAUCAUCCAGGCGAUUGAUCCGCAGAAGAGCGGCGAAUUGGUGGCCAACUCCCAGCCCCGGUUCUUCGAUCUUCUUUGCUUCUGUAUGGAGGACCCGAACUAUGAGGUCCGUCAGUCGUCGUACGCCCUGCUGGGCGACUGUGCGAUCAACAUCUUCCCUCAACUCGAGCCUUUCAUUCCCCAGAUCAUGCCGACUCUGAUCAAGCAGCUGGAUUUGGAUAUGAUCAACGAUGACGAUCGUCACACCGGGUUCAGUGUGCUCAACAACGCGUGCUGGUCGUGUGGAGAGAUCGCUGUCAACGAGAAGGCGGCUUUGUCGCCGUAUGUGGAGAAGCUGUACCAGGGGCUCUACAUCAUCAUUAACAACGAAGAGAUCAUCGAUUCUGUGAACGAGAACGCCGCGAUGGCGCUUGGUCGGCUGGGAAUCUGCUGCUCGGACCAACUUGCGCCUCGUCUGAGCGAGUACGCUGGCGUCUUUUUGAAGUCGAUGAACAAGAUCGAAUUCUCGCGUGAAAAGGCGUCGGCCUUCUUGGGCUUCAACCAAGUAGUCAUGAAACAUCCGGAAGCGAUGGAGUCAUUCCUUGGGGAUUACUUCCAGGCCAUUGCGGCAUUCCCCACCAAGUCACUGAACCAGGAUGAUUACCGGGACAUCCAAACAUCUUUCCAGCAGGUUCUGCAAGGCUACAAAAAUAUGAUACCCAACUUCGAUUCCUUCCUGUCGCAACUUCCGGCCCAUGUUGCCCAGAGACUUCGUUCUGUAUAUCAGAUUUAGAUCUAUAAUUCUCACGUUAAUGUCUCAUUUGAGAGUUCCGAAAUAUCACAUGGCGAAAGGCGUAUAAAAUUUGCUUGCCUUCCACCACUUUCUACCUAUUCUUUUGAUGUGAUUUCAUCUCUUCUUAGCUUUUGACCUUGAAUGCUGAAUGAUUUAUGCCAGAGGAAGCGACAGUGAGGGAUUGUUGUCGCCUUGACUGUUGGUGUCCGACUCGAGCGAAUGUCGAUGUGGAUAGCUGACUUUGCAGAUGUCUGGCAACAAGCUUGAGAAGGGAGUGCCAUACAGUACAGUAUAGUGCAAUACAGUGCAGGAUGCUGUGGCAGGAAGGUGGUUAGUGGGAUGGGCAUGUUGAUGCGACUGCAUUGCUAAUCGGCUGCUCAUGAUGGGGGUGGAGGGACUUGUGCAUGCCCAUGGAUUUGAUCUUCGAGUCCUUCUGAGGGUUGAAGUCUUUCUCUCAGUUCUGUUUCUUAGCCUUAGAUAGAUACUAGGAUUA